AUAUGUCUGUUGAUAUGGUUGUAAAUAAGCAGAGUGUGCCAAUCACAGAUAAUCAAGUUGCUGGUUCAACAAGUAUUACUGUAGUAGGACAGGUGAAUAAUGACGAGCCAAACUGGGCAGAUUCCGUUUCGGCAGAGUCUCAUUCAAUGAAAAGCUUAUCGGAUUACAACCGUUGUCCAACAGUGGAAUCCGUUUUGCAAGGUACGCCAGGCAGACCACAGGUUGUCUUAACUCGUUUAACAAUGCGGAAGACAUCAGGAACCAUAAUCAAAUGUUCAACAUCAACGUCAAUCACAUCACGUCUGGCCAGAAGAAAGGCGAUUGAAUUUUGUAAGCUUGCGGAAAUAAAACAACCAUCAACGACGCUCACUGAACGAUUAACUUGUCAAGCGGCUGUGGAAGGACGACCCAAAAGAAUGUUAAGAUGCACUUUGUGCUCGAUGCGGUUCGUGAGCACACCGUUGCAGCCAUUGUGUGGCUGUCAAUGUAGAAACGAUUUGUAAGAGCAAAUCAUGUUUUCUAUUCACGA
Messenger RNA from Bradysia coprophila, 529 nucleotides. RefSeq lists its product as uncharacterized. NCBI's taxonomy places the organism in Eukaryota, Metazoa, Arthropoda, Insecta, Diptera, Sciaridae. The record is from RefSeq and is a predicted model, not a curated record.